AUGACCAAGCCGCGCGUCAUCUACUGGUUUCGGACCGACCUGCGCCUCCACGACUCGCCCGCUCUCAAGGCCGCCCUUGACCUGCAGCCCGCCGUGCUCUGGCCCAUCUUCACCUGGGACCCUCACUACGUCUACCGGAAACGGGGCGGUCUGAACCGAUGGCAGUUCCUGCUGGACUGCCAAAACGAUCUCUCGCGCUCCCUCACCAAGCUCAACCCAAAGUCCAAGCUCUUCGUCCUCCGCGAGGCGCCCCAGACGCUGCUGCCCAAGCUCUUCAAGGCCUGGAAGGUCACUCACCUGGUCUUCGAAAAGGACACAGACGCCUAUGGCCGCGAGCGUGACACCCUCGUUGAAAAGGCGGCCCGCGACGCCGGCGUCGAGGUUGUCGUCCGCCCCGGCAGGACCCUCUGGGACAGCGACGCCUUGGUCGAGAAGCACGCCGGCAAGCCCACCAUGUCCAUGGCCCAGCUGCAGGCCGCCGGCGCAAAGCUCGGCCCCGUCCCGCGCCCCGUGCCGGCCCCCGACCACCUCCCGGACCCGGGCGAGAUGCCCGUCGACUUCGAGCAUGACCCGCCCAACGCCAAGCCCGACCACAACGCCGACCGCAGGACAGACCCGGAGUCGGCGUACCGAAAGCUCGCCGGCCCCAACGACGACUUUGCCAUCGAGACGAUGGAGGAGCUGGGCUUCCCCCCGGCAACGACGCCCCAUCGCGGCGGCGAGACCGUUGCCCUGAAGCGGCUCGACAACCUCAUCCGCGACAAAAGGUACACGGCCACCUUUGAGAAGCCCAAGACGAGCCCGGCCCAGUUCGAGCCCCAGUCGACCACCCUGCUGUCGCCCUUCCUCCACUUCGGCGCGCUCUCGGUGCGCGAGUUCUACUGGCGCGUCCAGGACGUCGUCGACGCCUACGGCAAGGGCGCAUCGACCCCCCCGACGAGCUUGACCGGCCAGCUGCUCUUCCGGGACAUGUACUUUGCCGCCCAGGCGGCCAUCGGGCCCGAAUUCGCCCAGACCGCCGGCAACCGCUACUGCCGCUUCAUCCCUUGGCAUCUCCCCUCCAAGCGCGACUCGGACACGGGGCUGGCGGCGGCGUCGGGCGACUAUCACGUCGACUCGGACGAGGCCGAGGCGUGGUUCCAGCGCUGGCGCGCCGGCCUCACCGGCUUCCCCUGGAUCGACGCCCUCAUGCGCCAGCUCUGCGAGGAGGGCUGGAUCCACCACCUCGGCCGCCACGCCGUCGCCUGCUUCCUCACCCGCGGCGGCUGCUACGUCGACUGGGAGCGCGGCGCCGACGUCUUCGAGGAGUGGCUCCUCGACCACGAGCCCGCCUGCAACGCGGGCAACUGGCAGUGGCUGUCUUGCACCGCCUUCUUUGCCCAGUACUUUCGCUGCUAUAGCCCCGUCUCCUUUGGCCAGAAGUGGGACAAGGAGGGCGACUUCAUCCGCCGCUGGGUGCCCGAGCUGAAAAACCUCGACGCAAAGUACAUCUACGAGCCCUGGAAGGCGCCCCUCCAGGACCAGAAAAAGGCCGGCGUACGCGUGACGGGCGACGGGCUCUCGGGCCGCGACGAGGGCACGUACCCGAAGCCCAUAUUUGACUUUUCCAUGCGCCGCGGCGUCUGUAUCGAGGCCAUGAAGAAGGCAUACGGGGUCGGCCUGCACGGCGACGACCCCCGGGUCCUCAACGGCACCUGGCGCGAGCUGUUUCCCUCGCCCGAGGAAAGCGAGGUGCGAGGCGAGUAUGGAAGCGACGAUGGCGCGGGUGCGGACGAGGCCGACCAGGAGGAGCCGUCGGCAGGAGACAAGCGACACGCGCGCAAAGCCAGCUCCGAGGCUGGACCAAAGAAGCAGAAGAAGUAG
This is a messenger RNA of Hirsutella rhossiliensis, 1863 nucleotides long. RefSeq names its product FAD binding domain of DNA photolyase. The record is from RefSeq and is a predicted model, not a curated record. Gene Ontology annotation, cellular component: cytoplasm; nucleus. Gene Ontology annotation, molecular function: DNA binding; FAD binding. The transcript is spliced from 2 exons. Gene Ontology annotation, biological process: entrainment of circadian clock by photoperiod; circadian regulation of gene expression. The coding region runs from base 1 to 1863 and encodes 620 amino acids. Lineage: Eukaryota; Fungi; Ascomycota; Sordariomycetes; Hypocreales; Ophiocordycipitaceae.